UCAAGGUGUCCAAUGUCCCAAGGUUCACCAGUGGGGUAUCAUUAUCCAGCUAGGAGCACUUGAGGGCUCUGUUUUUCCCUCGCCCACCUCGUUUCUCGUGUCUGGUCUGGUCUGCCCUGCUCCAUCCUCCUCUGCCCCGAGCCAUUCGCGUCUGUUUUCCUCUCAAACACCUUGCUCCCCACCUCCCCGUUGCCUCUCCAGCCUGUCUGGCUUCCACCCUCGAUCCGAGGACCGACUCUGAAACAUCAGCAAGAUUCCCGGGCAGAAUCUGGGCCACUCCUCGAGUCUUCUCUCCGAACCCCUGGAGUGAUCUCAACUGGCAAGCUAAGGGGAUCUGAUCUGGUCUGGUCUGAUCUGGUUUGAUCUGGUUUGAUCCGAGCUACCUCCUCGCGCCCGCUGCUUAGUUGUUUGCCGUCGUUCCUGGGCCCUGCACCGUGGAGACCGUUACCGCCAUUACAACCCACCCGCCGACAUCCUCCUCCGCCCUGCCUGGCCCUCAAAAACACCACAUCGCUUCUCCCUCCUCAAUCACCACUUUCCAACCACCGGCGCACACCUGUUUAAAUCCUUUCAAAGACCUGCCGACCGCCUCGUGCGCAGCUCAGCAUCCCCGGCAACCACCCACUCCUCGACUGCGGCCGCCCGUGCUGUUGGGAAGCUUGAUCGCGCGUCCAGUCACGAGAGGUCACAAUAGCGACAGCUCGGAAACCUGCAUUGGCACCAAGAGCGCUCCCGUCUUUUCUCGCGCGACAGGCGACAGGUGGCAGGCGACAGGCGACAGGCGACAGGUCAACAGCCAGCGCGCAAAGCCGUACACAGCUGGGGGCUUCUUGUUGUUUCAUGCAGCCUACCCGCGUGUGAGAGGAGGACAUCCUUCCUAUUCCUAGCUCUGAGACAAGCAGCUUGACCAGGGUCCCCAAAGGUUGAAAGAAACCCAGAAAAAGACAUACAACAUCAGCCCUGUCUCUCUAGCUGCCUGCCCCCUCCCUACAACCUACAACGGUGCACAGCUCCGCCAUCACUCGGAUCGUUUCCCUGAACCUCCUUGCCCGUCCGUCGUUCAAGCAAGGGUGGAGAGGGCAACCGACAGCCUGGCGUUCCCGGCCCCACGUCUCAUCAGAACACAGGCACAGGCACAGGCACGGGCACACACUUCGCACAGGCACAGACAGCCCGUACACAGGUACAGGCACAGGCACGGGCACGCUCCCGCGAAACACAGCAACGUCAAAUCGGCCGUCUGACCGCGAGAGACAUCGACGCAACCCAACCAAGCCAGACCAGUCCAAGCCCAGCCCAACCUGACAAACCCCCCGGAAGAACCCUGGCGGCUGGCCCUGCUAACGCGAAUCGGUUCGGUUCGACCUUGCGCGUGCAUGCAGCUGCUGGAGAAGCUCCCACUGCCCACUGCCCGCUGCCCGCUGCCCGCCGUCCACUCACCCCUCGCCUCGGCCAUCCCACCUUAUCACCAAUUAGUCUGUUGAUCGCCGCCGCAGUCGCACCACACACAUAGCCCUUCUGGUCCUGUGACACAUCGCAGCUUGAGACUGCCCCUCCUCCUCCUCCCCCUCCUUCAAGCCUACCAUCGUCAGCUCCGCGGUCUCGGCUACAUGCGCUUCUUUCCUCGCAAUUAACACUGCGCCUACGAUCCAGUCCUCUGCGCCCCGUCUCUGCGGCGGCUCCCGACGAGACUGGCAGCUAGGCACGCGUCACUGCUCCCGUGAGCUCCUUCCACACAAGCAUCCCUUGCGGUCUAUCUAGCCUUACGCCUGCCAGCGGCAGCAUUUUCGUCCCUGCACGCCGUGGAGCUCGAGUUCGUCCUUGAGGUCCAGACAGUCCGAACCAACCAACCUCGUCUCUACCAGUCCUCCCGUCCGAGACCUCCUUUGCGUUCCACGACAGGUCGAGCCGAACUCUCGCAUACGGCCGGAACCCUCUUAUUUUUUUUCUCCUUUCGCCGCACUGGAUCCGGGUCUAUCGCAUAAUCUCGCCGCCAGUCAACCCCGCUGAGCGCAUUACCUCUCUAGCAAACCCUCCAAAGCAACCGGCUUGGGACGCGAUCAUCUACAAUUCCCUCGCUCGUCGAGUCGGCCACACGAGACCGCGCAAGCCUGACCUCUUCUAUCUCACGACCUCCCCGCCCGUUGCCGAGGUCCCAGAAAACAUUCAGAAUCAGUCUUGUCAGGCAUGAAUUGGCACACAAUUACCAAUUAGACCACAAAACCCGGGCAGAGACAAGCACGCGACUUAAUUACUUUCCAACAGUCGGGCAAGGUGCGGUAGUUGGAUACAAAACACGAUACUUCUUCUUUAAGAUCUAUUCGGAAAUUACGCAAUUCUUCGCAUGGAAGCGCCACCCGGGCAUUUACCUGGACAAAGCGGUGGAAGGUAGCAACACGCCCUUGCGAGGCUGGUCUGAGCUCCGAGGAGACAGCAGACCAAGCUUUCGUCAUGAGACGUAGUCGGGUAUCUACCCCUCCACCAUCGCCCUACAGGGCGCUGGCCCACCACCAUGCUCAAAAUGGCCAGCAACUGGCGGGCUCUGUCUCGUCCAUGAUCAGGUCGUUUAACGUCGAGACCAAUCCCGCCCGGCCGAUACGUCCAUCGCCUCUUGCCGCUAGCACAAUUCGCGACAUGCCACUCGAUCUCGUAGAUCGAAUAAGGUCUUUCCCCUUAUUCAGGUCCGCGCCAGACGAGUUCCUCGCCGCCAUCGGAAAACACCUGCGGCCACAAGUACAUGCAGCCCACGAUGUCAUCCUCACCGAGGGAGACGAUGCCAGGUCAAUGUACUGGCUGGUACGUGGUGUCGUGGCCGUCACGUCGCGAGAUGGUGAGGCGGUCUACGCAGAGCUCAAGGCUGGAGCCUUUUUUGGUGAAAUUGGUGUCUUGAUGAAGAUACCUCGCACAGCCACAAUUGUCGCGCGUACGAAAUGUAUGCUUGUUGUUCUGAAGAAGGAGGACCUCCAUGCGGAGCUGCCGAUGUUUCCAGACAUGGAAAAGGCGAUUCUGCAAGAAGCACAGGAGCGGCUAGCGAUCUUGAAGAAGAAACAGCGUGAGCGAGGUAUGAAGCCCGCCCGCAAAACUGGCACAGCCACCCGCGACGUUGUUCCAGGCGAGGUGACGACCGGCGACGCAGGUGUCAUCAAAGAGGGCGCCGUCGUUAACUCGAAGAAGCGAAAGUCUCCCAGUCCUGGUGUGAUCGAAGAUCCGUCUAUCGGGGGCAGUGCCCUUGGGAGCGGAUAUGUCGACGUGCGGACCACAUUAAAAGAACUGCCACUCUUCUCUGAGCUGCCCGGCGAUGUUCUUCACUUCCUUGGCCUCAGCGCUCAGCCGGUUUCAUACCCUCCCUUCACGGAUAUUGUUCGGCAGGGAACAGCUGGUCAUGAGAUCUACUUUAUCGUACGUGGCGAGGCUGAGGUAAUCCGUGAAGCAGCCAGGGAAAACAACGCAAAACGGAUGACGAGGUCGUCAAUGUUGAGACCCAGGCUCAAAGCUGGGCAGUACUUCGGAGAAGUCGCCAGCCUGGGGCUGGCAUCCGGCCGCACCGCAACCGUGCGGUCUAUCACCUCAGUUGAGUGUCUUAUGAUUGGGGGCGAGGCUCUCGCUGAGCUUUGGAAGAAAUGUCCUCCCGAGAUACGUUCGCAGGUCGAGGAGACGGCGCGAAAUAGGUAUCCAAAGGCGGAUUUAGAUGUCGAUAUGAAAGAUGCCGACGACAAGGAACAGUCAGACGAGGUCGACCCGUCAACACCAACCAAGGAAGUCGUUCCUUCAGUCACGUUCAACACCCCGACUUUCAGCACCCCGACUUACAGCACCCCAACUUUCAGCACCCCAACGUACAGUAGCCCACAAUCGAGUCCAUCAUCUACUUCGAGCGAGCAGCAGGAUGCAACAAGGACGUACACUGACCCCGACCCAUACCUCAGCGUCGAUAUGGAGAACUUGAGAAACAGGAGGCGUAGCUCGCUGGCCCCGCCCACAACAGCACAAACGGAUGGCUCGACUUCGCCUGGUGUCAACGGGGUCAGGUCCUCCCAGACCCAUGAGAGCAGUCCCCUUAAGCUUUAUUCCAUGUCUGCGCCAAACACGCCACCAGAGAACGAUCAAGCGGCACCGUCAUCAAAACGGCAGAGGACACUAACUCACAGACCAGCAUCGCUGCAGAACCUGCAAAAGAUUGCGCUUCCGGAUGAUAUCCUCGUCAUGGUCUUCAACCAGCUCAACAUUGUGCAGCUCCUGCGUCUCCGGCUGGUGUGUUCGCACUGGCGCCGGCUCUUGACUGUUUCUGACAAGCUUUGCAAAAAUGUCGAUCUAUCGCCUCAUAACCGGUACGUCACAGAUUGGGCUCUGGCAAAUGUUCUGGGUCCCUUUAUUGGCAGCCGGCCCGAGAUGGUCGACAUAUCAAAUUGCUAUCACGUUACGGAUGACGGCUUCCAGGCAUUCUGGAGGCUCUGUGGCAAGAAUGUCAAAUCUUGGAGGAUGCGGUCAGUGUGGGACGUCAGCGCCGGCCAGAUCUUAGAAAUGAGCGAGAACUCCAAGGAGCUCGAGGAGGUCGACUGGAGCAACUGUCGCAAAGUCGGCGACAACCUUCUCGCGAGGGUGGUGGGCUGGGUUGUUCCAGAGCCCCCACCUGAGCGCAAGAACGUGGUCAUCGCUAGCUCCGGCGCGCCGGGCAAGAGGGGCUCGAAGAUGCAAGUCGUGCACUGGCAACAACAUCCCAAUGCGCCACCCCCGGGAACCGUCAUAGGAUGCCCAAAGCUCAAGCAUCUCACCCUAUCUUACUGCAAGCACAUCACCGACCGAUCCAUGGCACACCUGGCCGCACAUGCGUCGUCUCGUCUCGAGUCUCUCUCGCUCACACGCUGCACUUCUAUCUCUGAUGCAGGCUUUCAGUCUUGGGCGCCAUUCCGAUUUCCAAACUUGACGCGCCUGUGUCUAGCCGACUGCACUUACCUCUCGGACAACGCGAUUGUGGCUCUGGUCAACUCAGCCAAGCAACUCACGCACCUCGACCUGUCCUUCUGUUGUGCCCUGUCGGACACGGCCACAGAGGUAGUCGCCCUAGGUUUACCCCUGCUCCGAGAGCUGCGCCUCGCAUUCUGUGGCAGCGCCGUGUCGGAUGCCUCACUUGGCUGCAUCGCACUGCACCUCACUGAGCUGCGUGGCCUUAGCGUCCGGGGCUGUGUGCGCGUCACGGGUGUAGGUAUUGAGAACGUCCUGGAGGGCUGCAGCCGUACCGAAUGGAUUGAUGUAUCGCAGUGCAAGAAUCUGGGCGCCUGGCUCGCGGGAGGUGGCAUCACUCGAUGGGGUUUCGACGAGCGCGGACCCGGCAGGUGGCUGCCGAUGAGCGUCGUACGUGGCGUCCCCGGUCAGCGCACGGUGAACCCAGCACUCCUGAUGAACAACAACAUGAACGUGCCGCGGCCACAGACUCCCGUCAAUGGGGGUAGCGCCAACGGGAAUGGCCCAGGGCUCGCGCCGAGUCCCUUUGGGAGCCCCGGCGGAGGCAUGAACAUGGGCAUGGGCUUCGGAGGCGGCGGGGUCGGCGGCCCCGGCCCAAUGAUGAAGCCGGUGGUGCCUCCCCGGGGCAUGCGGAACCGCCGGCAGAGGAAGCCGAUCCGGUUCAUUGUCGAGAAAGGGGCCGGUGGGUUAAGAUGAGCCUGCCAGGACCAGAGCCAGGCUGCUCGUCUCCUCUUUCUUGUCGUGGUCACGCUUUCACAUGGACAUGCGGAACAGACUUUCCAUACGACGGCAAAUGAAUCAGGACGUUGCGGAUGUAGAUUAAUGUACUGUAAGUGUUGUUACAAACAGGGGCUGGAUUUUUGUUGUUGUUUUGGGGGAUAUCGAGGCAUCAUCGUUUGUCAUCAUCAUCAUCAUCAUCAUCAUCAUAUCAUUGCAUCACAAUCGGCGCUUGGGGAUGUUCAAGAACAACAGUCAAGCAAAAGCCACGGUACAAGGGCACGGCUUGAGAAGGCCCUUCCGGCCCUCACAUUGUGACGGACGGCCGGGCUCAAGUCCGUAUGUCUUGCUUUAUUUAUUUUUAUUUUCCUUGUUCAGCGGAGUUGAGGCCAGCAUCAGUCACUACUUGUUACUUAUUGGGUUGCAUGAAUGAUGGUGAGGCGGGCUUCCUUUUUCUUUUGAUCACACUCUCAAACAACAGGCACACCCACAGACAUACAUACAUACAUACACACACACAAGCUCCCCCCUUGUGUCCCCUCCCUGGACAUUAGCAUUUUCUGGAAUAGGGUUUAGA
Diaporthe batatas is the source of this 6256-nucleotide messenger RNA. RefSeq lists its product as uncharacterized. Bases 2452 to 5658 code for a protein of 1068 amino acids. Lineage: Eukaryota; Fungi; Ascomycota; Sordariomycetes; Diaporthales; Diaporthaceae. The transcript is spliced from 2 exons. Gene Ontology annotation, molecular function: protein binding; protein-containing complex binding. The record is from RefSeq and is a predicted model, not a curated record.